Molecule: messenger RNA, 2996 nt
Organism: Acipenser ruthenus (sterlet)
Lineage: Eukaryota; Metazoa; Chordata; Actinopteri; Acipenseriformes; Acipenseridae
Product: tripartite motif-containing protein 16-like protein
Exons: 6
Coding region: 90-2000 (636 amino acids)
Molecular function (GO): zinc ion binding; protein binding
Source: RefSeq, a predicted model, not a curated record
CUGCAUACUUUAGGUGUGGUUAGCAGGCUGUGCCUUGUCUACAUUCUCAGACUCAGCUCAGAGAGUCAGAGAGAGGAGCUCUGAAAGCCAUGGCAGACCCCAAACUUGAAGGAAUCCACAAGCAGCUGAAAUGCCCUCUCUGCUCAAACACAUUCACGUGGCCUGUGACCCUAUCCUGUAGGCACAACUUCUGCAAGGCCUGCCUGGAAGAACGGCAGGACAAAGUGGAGAACGAGGAUAGCUACAGCUGCCCGGAGUGCCAGCACACCUUUGAAACCAGACCCCAAAUUCAAAAGGAUCCACUCCUUAAUGGAACAGUGGCGGAGCUGUCGAACAAAGAGGCAGACGAAAUCAAGACGCCCCCCUCUGAAGAGAAGGACAAGGUCCUAGAACAGAACGAAGAGGUCAUAGAAAAGAAAGAAGAGGGCAUUGAAAAGAAGGAAGAGGUCACAGAGAAGAAGGACGAGGUCAUAGAGAAGAAGGACGAGGACGAGGAUGUGGUCUGCGACUCCUGCAUCGAGACUCAGUCCAGGGCUGUGAAGUCCUGCCGCACCUGCCUGGUCUCUUACUGCGAAGCCCAUCUGAGACCUCACCUGGAGAAGAGCAAGUUCCAGAACCACAAGCUGGUGGAGCCGCUGCGGGACAUCGAGCGGCGGACCUGCGAGGUCCACAACUUGCCCCUGGAUCUCUUCUGCCAGGAGGACUGGAGCUGCAUAUGUCAGGAGUGUGUAAUCGAGGAGCACAGUGGGCACAAAACUGCUCCCUCUGGGGAAGCCAGGAAGGAGGUGGAGAAUGAACUAAAGCAGACACAGAUUGAGCUGGACAGGAAGGUGAAGGCAGCAGAGACCGCUAUCAGCAAACUGCAGACCAACGCCACCUCCAUUGAGAACUCAGUGCAGGAAGUGAAGGUCAGCAUUGACCAGCAGUUCUCAGAGCUGCUGGAGGCUGUUGAGAAGGCUAAGAAGGAGGUGAUGGAGGUCCUGGAGAGUGAGGAGCGCUCAGCAGUGAAGCAGGCAGAGGGCAUCAGGGCACACCUUGAGCAGAAGUGUGCAGAGCUCAAGAAAACCCACACCCAGAUUCAGAAGAUGACCAAGAACAAGAAUGAUGUGCCCUUCCUCCAGGAGUACAGCGAGUGGAAGAAGGGGGCCUCCGAUGACACCCUACCCAGCGUCUACAUCGGGCUGAAGGACAGACUCACCUCCUUCAGCAGAGUGGUGUCCGAGGCCUCGCAGGCCAUCCGGGAUGAGCUGCUCUCCACCUUCAAGAACCAGCUCAAAGAGCUCUGUAAAGAUGAAAAAUGUGGAAUUAAAACCACAGUGGCUGUAAUCCGCUCCCCUAAGCACCACUUUUCAGCCCCUGAACCAAAGACCAGGAGCGAUUUCCUACAAUAUACCUCCCCGUUGAGCUUUGACCCCGAAACGACGCACCGGUACCUGCGGCUGACAGAGGACAACCACAAGGUGACCAACACUGCCCCCUGGCAGCACCAGUACCCAGACGUACCGGAGCGGUUCGAGCACUGGCGGCAGGUGCUGUGCGCGGAGAGCUUCUACCUGGGCCGCCACUACUUCGAGGUGGACAUCAGCGGGGAGGGGACCCAUGUGGGGCUCACCUACAAGAGCAUCGACCGCAAGGGGAAGGAGAGCAACAGCUGCAUCACCGGCAACGACUUCUCCUGGUGCCUGCACUGGAGCAGCAGGGACUUCUCAGCCUGGCACGGCGACUUGGAGACUCCCGUCAAGGCCGCCGGCAAGUUCACCAGGAUCGGCAUCUACGUGGACUACGCUAGGGGGAGCCUGGCUUUCUACGGCAUCGCUGACUCCAUGACUCUCAUCCACAAGUACCAGGCAGAGUUUAAUGAGCCGCUCUAUCCUGCCUGCUGGCUCUCCAAGAAAGAGAACAUGGUGCUGCUGGUGAGCCCUGGCGAGGCGCUUCCUCAGAGGAGCCCGUCACCCCCUCCAACACCGCCAAGCGCGGCCGGGGUGCAAACUGCACAGUAGCAUGUUUGAAAGGGGGUUCAUGCUACCUAGCACCUUUUAGACUCUCUUAUCCUCUAGUUGCCCCAUGCAGCACUCCAUGAUUGAGAAGUCUUUUCUCACUGGCCGUUCCCAAAUCACUUGCCGUAGAUAAAAAGCUACUGUCAUGUGAUAAUGUGAUGAGAUUGUGAAACGAGUUGCACAACCAGUGGCUUAGAUCAGUGCCCCCUCUACUGGGUUUAUUUUGUAUUACAACAGGUGUCUCUUACAUGAAGACGCCACAUGUAACUUGGAAUUAUUAUUCAACAAAAUAUUUUCUACAUUUCUGCAUCUAUGUAUUCAUUAUGCACGACACACACCUGUUACAAACCACUCAGUAUUAGGUUUUUAUUAGUACGACCUGGUUAUUGUAAUAAAUAUUUUGCAGUGCUCAUGGUCGAUAAAAACAGAUCUUAUUUUUAAUUGAUAUUAUAUGUACCAAUAAUUCAUAUUAUUUUUGUAUAUCCACUCUGUAUUACUAAAUGUGAGGAAUUGGGGUGCAUGUAACAGAAAAUAAUAAAAAAAAAACACCUGCAUGUCUCAUAACUGAUAAAUAUAAUGUCUGUUAUGUGAUUUUGUUUAAUGUUAUUUUUAAAUCCUGGGGAUUAACAGUUGAGGCUGUCGCUAUUGGGUAUAAGCUGUGAAACUUCCUUAGCAAAUGAUGUUCAGCGGUAACGCAUUACUGUACAGUACUGGCAUACCAAUGGUACAGCAAUGAUGUUGAUUAAUGCACACUGGUGAUCUAUCGAGGUACCAUGAUACCAUUGUGCGUACCACUGGGUUUGCUGCUAUUAUAGGUUAUGCUGUGGUUUCUGUGAGGUAAUACACUAGGACCGUAGUGGUGGUGUUUUUCAAACUGUGAUUACCCUGUUACGCUGUUGAAAAGUGGCUUGUAUUUUAGAUUGGAUAAAAACACUAACAAUUUAUUGAUGUAUAAACAAUAGUGUAAUAAUUAUGAUCAUAAAUAAAAUAUAUUUAAAA